Molecule: messenger RNA, 519 nt
Organism: Bufo bufo (common toad)
Lineage: Eukaryota; Metazoa; Chordata; Amphibia; Anura; Bufonidae
Product: interleukin-19-like
Exons: 5
Coding region: 1-519 (172 amino acids)
Source: RefSeq, a predicted model, not a curated record
AUGAGAACUUUGUUUGGUUAUCCCGGGAUUGUGGUGUUCUGGAUCAUAAGAAUUCUUGGCAGCAACGCUAUUGGAAAUCAGUGUCCAGUUUCUACAGACAUCAAAGAAUUUAAAAGAUCUUUUGAAAAAGUGAAAGACUUCUUGUAUGACAAGGACACUAUUACCGAUGUUACUCUACUUAAAGCAAAAGUUUUAAAACACAUACAACCUUUUGAACAAUGCUGCUUUCUACGCAAUCUGGGAAACUUUUAUGUCAUCAAUGUUUUUCCUGUAUUGGAACUUUCACCAGUGGAACAACAGCGGGUUCUUAUUCAUUUGGCAAACUCUGUAUUGAGUUUCAGUAAAGAGCUGAACAAAUGUCAUACUGAUCUGAGAUGCCCUUGUGGUCAGCAGUCACAUACAAUUAUGAAACAAUUUAAAGAGGAUUAUUUUAAAAUAUCUGCAACAAAUGCUCCUAUUAAGGCUAUUGGGGAACUGAACAUUUUGUUCCACUGGAUAGAGAAGAACUUUUUGCCUUGA